AUGAAUCCAAGAGUAGGAGUUGGAGUCGUUGUCCUGAACAAGGAAGGGAAGGUUGUCCUGGGCAAGAGGAAGGGAAGCCACGGUGCCGGAACUUGGGCAUUUCCUGGCGGCCAUCUUGAAUUCGGCGAAUCUUUCGAAGCCUGCGCAGUACGGGAAGUGCUCGAAGAGACAGGCCUCUCAAUUCACGACGUACGUUUUCUGACUGCUACGAACGAUGUCAUGGAAGCCGAAGGAAAGCACUAUAUUACUGUUUAUGUCGGUGCUAUGGCCAAGGAAGAUAACGCACAGCCACAGAUAAUGGAGCCUGAGAAGUGUGACGAAUGGCGGUGGAUAAGCUGGGAAGAUGUUCGGUCGUGGUUCGAGAAGCAGGUACAGACUGAGGGAAUUGAGACCAGCGAUGACCAACCCAGGCUAUUCAUUCCUCUCCUCAAUCUCUUCCGACAACGGCCGACCUUUGACCCGACGAAGAGUUAUGAUUCUGCACAAGCAUAG
Aspergillus pseudoviridinutans is the source of this 492-nucleotide messenger RNA. Its product is annotated as nucleotide triphosphate diphosphatase NUDT15. Gene Ontology annotation, molecular function: 8-oxo-7,8-dihydrodeoxyguanosine triphosphate pyrophosphatase activity. NCBI's taxonomy places the organism in Eukaryota, Fungi, Ascomycota, Eurotiomycetes, Eurotiales, Aspergillaceae. Gene Ontology annotation, cellular component: cytosol. The transcript has 3 exons. Bases 1 to 492 code for a protein of 163 amino acids. Gene Ontology annotation, biological process: dGTP catabolic process. The record is from RefSeq and is a predicted model, not a curated record.